CUAGCAUUGUAGGCCUACCUCGUACGAUUUCAUGAGACAAAUAUCAUUGAUUGAUUGAUUGAUUGAUUGACUGACUGACUGAUUGGUUGAGUAUUAACUCGCUGUGGGUAGGCUACUCUGCCAGUCCAGCAGAGGGCGGUGGUGACCUCGCUGCUGCUUCCUUUGCUCAUGAAGGAAAAGCACUUCCGUUGUUCCACUCUGUCACUUUGUACAGCGAGACAGGCAGAAUGGCAGGCCGUCGUGUAGCCCUGAAGGCCAUUGACUGGCUGGCGUUUGCUGAGCGGGUUCCACCCAACCAGAGGGGCAUGUUCAACGCACUGAAAACUCGCAGCGAUGCCAUCUCUGCCAAACUAACUUCUCUGCCAGAGACUCCUGCAGCCAUUGACUGGAGUUUCUACAGGAGCACAGUGGCCAAAGCCGGGAUGGUUGAUGAGUUUGAGAAGAAGUUCAAAGCCCUGCAGAUCCCGGAGCCUGUGGACACACAGACAAGCGCCAUCAGUUCACAGGAGGCUGAAUCUAAUAAAAGUGCAUCUGCCUAUAUUGAAGGAUCUAAGGCCCGCAUCGCUCAGUAUGAGCAAGAGCUGGAUAAGUUUAAGAACAUGAUCCCCUUCGACCAGAUGACCAUCGAGGACCUCAACCACACCUUCCCCGAGACCAAGUUGGACAAGGUCAAACACCCCUACUGGCCCCACAAACCCAUUGCGGAACUGUAAUCCUAUUACUGGACACUCACCUCACAAUAAAGUUUAUGUAUUUUAAAUCAAA
This is a messenger RNA of Sander lucioperca (pikeperch), 765 nucleotides long. Its product is annotated as ATP synthase subunit d, mitochondrial-like. The transcript has 6 exons. Bases 228 to 713 code for a protein of 161 amino acids. Gene Ontology annotation, molecular function: proton transmembrane transporter activity. Lineage: Eukaryota; Metazoa; Chordata; Actinopteri; Perciformes; Percidae. The record is from RefSeq and is a predicted model, not a curated record. Gene Ontology annotation, biological process: proton motive force-driven ATP synthesis.